Cadophora gregata is the source of this 1905-nucleotide messenger RNA. RefSeq lists its product as uncharacterized. The record is from RefSeq and is a predicted model, not a curated record. The transcript has 3 exons. Lineage: Eukaryota; Fungi; Ascomycota; Leotiomycetes; Helotiales; Ploettnerulaceae. Gene Ontology annotation, cellular component: membrane. Gene Ontology annotation, molecular function: sucrose:proton symporter activity. The coding region runs from base 1 to 1905 and encodes 634 amino acids.
AUGGCCGCAGAUCUGCCAGACCAGCAGAAAGGUCAGCUAACAAUAUCCCCCACGCUAUCCGGAGAGACUCAGCGAGAUGAUACAGUGGAACCCAUGGGAAAGCCCCUCCAUGAAGAAUCCCCUCUACUAUCCCCAUCCGGAGACGACGAGUCCUCGGAAGGACUGAUCGAUCGCGAAUCCAUACUACAAGAAGACCCCGUCGAUGACUGGCAGGAAACGAAGGGUUUAUGGUACAUGAUACUCUUGACUAUCAGUAUCGGAGGGCUACAACUAGCUUGGGCAGUGGAAUUGUCAAAUGGGACGCCAUAUCUACUAGCAUUGGGGUUGAGUAAAUCACUGGUGGCCGUGGUAUGGAUAGCAGGACCUCUAUCAGGGGCACUUGUGCAACCCUAUGUUGGGAUGCUCAGCGACAAUUGCAGGUCAUCAUGGGGAAAGCGUACACCGUUUAUGGUUUUUGGGGGUCUUGCUACAAUAAUAGCCCUCCUAGCACUUGCUUGGGUAAGAGAGCUUGUUGGUGGGUUUCUAGGACUCUUUGGCGCAAGCCGAGAAUCGGAAGGUGUUAAGAUCACGAUCGUUGUGCUCGCGGUUGGCUUUGUGUACAUUCUAGACUUUUCCAUUAACACUGUUCAAGCUGGAAUUAGAGCUUUUAUUCUGGACUGUUGUCCAAGUCAUCAACAAGAAACUGCAAAUUCCAUGGCAAGCCGAGUCGUGGGUGUCGGUAACAUUAUCGGCUAUGUAGCCGGAUAUGUUGAUUUACCAAAGUACAUGCCAUUCUUCGGAAACACCCAAUUCAAGAUCCUAUGCGUGAUAGCUUCAAUAUCACUCGCGAGUACACUUGCCAUCAGUGUUCUUACUAUCAGAGAACGUGAUCCACGUCUCGAAGUCGCUCGACCUAAAGGCAAAGGCGGCUUAAUACAUUUCUUCACCACAGUCUUCAAAUCUAUUCGACGACUUCCACCUCUGACCAGACAAGUAUGCGAAGUACAAUUCUUCGCCUGGAUUGGUUUCUUCCCUCAACUAUUCUACUCCUCUUCCUACGUUGGUGACAUCUACGUCCAGCCCUUCCUCGAAGCCAACCCCAACAUGACCCCGGAGGAAAUCGACCAACUCUACGAAAAAGCCACCCGAGUAGGCACGUUCGCCCUCCUCGUCUACGCCAUCACCUCCCUAGCAACCAACGUCCUCCUCCCCUUCUUCAUCGCGCCCUCCUACGACGCCGCGCUGGAAUCCUCCUCCAGCAGCACAAAAUCCUACACCACCCGCUUCACCCGCUUCCUCGACGGCCUCGUCAUUCCCUGGCUCACCCUCCGCCGCGCCUGGCUCAUCUCCCACCUCAUCUUCGCAACCUGCAUGUUCAGCACUCUGAUCGUCCGCUCCAUCACCGCCGCCACAAUCCUCAUCGGCGUCGUCGGCAUCUCCUGGGCUCUGACACUCUGGGCUCCAUUCGCUAUAAUCUCCGCCGAAGUCAGCAAGCGCGAUGCCCUGCGCCGGUCACGCGAUGCAGCGCAGGCGCAUAACCACCAUUCUCUCGACACUGAUCACGAUGCAGACCCGGAAUCCAAUUCACCAGAAAAUAAGAAGCCGGAAGAAGACCAAGCUGGCGUCAUCCUCGGAAUCCACAACAUGGCCAUCGCAUCCCCUCAAAUCCUCGCCACCAUCGCAUCAUCCAUCAUCUUCAAAUUCCUCCAGAAACCACGCGGUACACCCGGCGAUAGGAGUAUCUCCGUCGUAUUGGCUGCGGGAGGGCUGAGUACUCUUGUAGCGGCGUAUUUGACUAGUAGGAUUAAAGACGAGGUUGAGUUGCCGGGUGAGCUUGUGGGGGGGCAGACAAGGGAGCAGAGGAGGAGUAUGAGUCAGGAGAGGGGCCUGAUUAGGAGUCGGAGUUAUACUGGGUUGGAGUAUUGA